Messenger RNA from Drosophila miranda, 597 nucleotides. Its product is annotated as probable hydroxyacid-oxoacid transhydrogenase, mitochondrial. Lineage: Eukaryota; Metazoa; Arthropoda; Insecta; Diptera; Drosophilidae. The record is from RefSeq and is a predicted model, not a curated record. The transcript is spliced from 2 exons. The coding region runs from base 74 to 247 and encodes 57 amino acids.
UCUUCCAUUUUAAAAUAUUCACGCUGGUCUUCGAAAAUUCUGCCAAUUCUUAAAAUACAGAACUGAGCCUGAGAUGUCGCGUAAAAAUGUCCUCAACUUGAUCAAUACUAUCGUGGCCAAUUCCUGCAAGUGCCCCGCCCACUCACAUAACUAUGGAUCAGCAGCGCCCACUGGGGUCCAGACGGGACAGAAGGAAUACGCCUUCGAGGCAAGUCUCCGCUUUGGACUUUGGCCUUUACGCAGAUAGGAGAUAAGCUUUCGUUCUGCCUAUAGUUUAUAGAUGUAUCAGCCGACAGCCAAAGUCCAAGGAAAAUAAUAAUCAUAAUAAUAAUAAUCGUCUAUGUUUGGUAGAUGUCUGAUCGCUUCAAAAACUUGAAAAAACGUGUUGUAUAAGUGGAUCUGUAGAAGCAUCGAUGUUUGUACAUUGCAGACAUCGAUGUUUUUUGUAAAACAUUACAUGUAACCUUUAGAUUACAUUAGAAGCUUCUGACCAAAUUAUAGGUUGGGUUAAGUCAAAUUAUUAUUGCCCUGGUAAAGGUGUCAAAUUUAUGUUACUGCAUCAAUAAUUCAUAUAUUUUGUUCCUUUUGCAAUUAAGA